This is a messenger RNA of Durio zibethinus, 2106 nucleotides long. NCBI's taxonomy places the organism in Eukaryota, Viridiplantae, Streptophyta, Magnoliopsida, Malvales, Malvaceae. The record is from RefSeq and is a predicted model, not a curated record.
UAUUAUAUUAGUAUUCUAAAUAGAACUCUAAAAAGCCGCCCUUUUUCUCGGUCAAAAUCGACCGUACUCAACGUACUAUCAUCCGAAUUUUCUAUAACUCCUAUACGUUUUCCAUUCCACCAAACCUUUGCCAUCUCUUAACGUAAAAUAAGAGAAAUCGUACUAUGUUCUCUUUGCCAUCUCUCAGGAAAUCCGCACCAUUAAUCAAACCAGUAGUGCUUGCUAAUCAGCGGCCGAAUAGUGUUCGCCCGGUGUUUAACCAAUCACAGGACUCUGGUUCAUCUCCACUGAGCUUGUUGAAACCUUCUUCUGGUGGGUCUGGCUCUGGUGGUGACAACAAGAGUCGAGAGGAACUGUUGCUGUCGUUACUGAGAUCAAUCUCUUCUGGGGUUUUGAUCGUUGGGUCUAGUUUAGGCUUUUGCUGCUUGUCUCAUUCCGGGGUUUCUUUAGCGGAUGCCCCCAGUGGGGCGACAUGGGCGACGGAUGCCAAUGCUCAGUUUGGAGAGGCGAUUCCCCAGAAAAAAUCCAGGUUUCUCUUUGCAGAAGGAUACAGGAGAAGAGUUUUCUUCAAUUAUGAGAAACGCAUACGGAUGCAAAGUCCUCCUGAAAAGGUUUUCGAUUACUUUGCGUCCCAUAGAACUCCUGCAGGAGAAGUUCUUAUGACACCAGCAGACUUGAUGCGGGCACUGGUUCCUGUAUUUCCUCCAUCGGAAUCAAAUCGUGUUAGAGGGGGCUUUCUAAGAGGGGAGCAGGUCCCUGGGGAAUUACGUUGUCCCCCUCCACAAUUUUUCAUGCUUUUUGAUACCAACAAUGAUGGGCUCGUAUCUUUUCCAGAGUACAUCUUCUUCGUCACACUUCUUAGCAUUCCUGAGUCAAGCUUCUCAGUGGCUUUUAGAAUGUUCGACCUUAACAAUAAUGGGUGGGUUAAUUCUAUCAAGUACCCAAAAAAAAUCAGAAUGCUUUGCCUUUUCUUACUUGAUCAUUUGUUGAUGAUAUGUUCACUUUUACAAGAAAUAAUCACAAUAUUAAUUUUUAUUAUUAACAGAGAAAUAGAUAGGGAAGAAUUCAAGAAAGUGAUGGCAUUGAUGCGAGCACAAAAUAGACAAGGGGCUUGCCACAGGGAUGGACGAAGACUUGGCCUCAAAGUUACAGAACCUGUAGAGAAUGGGGGCUUGGUGGAGUACUUCUUCGGCAGAGAUGGCAAGACAUGUCUAAAGCAUGACACAUUUGUCCAGUUUUUACGAGAUUUACAUGAUGAAAUUUUGAAGUUGGAGUUUGCUCAUUAUGACUGCAAAUCACAUGGUACAAUAUCAGCUAAAGAUUUUGCAUUGUCAUUGGUUGCCUCGGCUGAUAUUAGCCACAUAAACAAGCUGCUUGAUCGCGUUGAUGAACUUAACAAUGAAUCACAUCUUAGAGACAUACGGAUUACAUUUGAAGAAUUCAAAAAUUUUGCAGAGCUACGAAAAAGAUUGCAGUCUUUUUCUCUGGCCAUUUUUUGUUAUGGAAAAGUGAAUGGUGUGCUAACGAAAAAGGAUUUCCAAAGAGCUGCAUCUCAAGUAUGUGAAAUAUCGAUUACUGACAAUGUGGUUGACAUAAUAUUCCAUGUGUUUGAUGCAAAUCAUGAUGGGAAUUUAAGCUCAGAUGAGUUUGUGAGAGUAUUAAAAAGACGGGAAGGGGACAACUCACAACCCAGAGCAGGCACUAAGGGAUUGAUAUCUUGCUGGCUAAGUUGUUCAACAAAUUGCUCCACUUCAAAGCUGCUUCUUUAAUUUCUAAGAUGAUCAUCUUAGAAAAGUCUAUCUGCACGUAUAUUCAACACACAAUUGGAAAAUAUGCUUAAGAAUCAAAUUUGAUGUGGGGUUACUGAAUCAAAGGCAGACCAUUUCCUUUUUGAAAAUUAAAUCUCUUGUUUCUAUGGAUCUGCGAAGGUGAAUGAAUUUGCCUACUCAACCAUGGUCUCAGGCAUACGUCAUUGAUAAAUAAAGUUCCCAAUUCCUCUUUGUGGAUAUAAUAAUAUUGUACAUAUAUGUUUUUUUUCUUGUGUAAAUGGAUUGUCUUGUAAAACACUUUGAUGACUAAAAAUAACUUGGUUUGCUUGGUAAUUUU